AUGGCCUCUUAUCCAGUGGUGAAUUUCACUUCUGUAUAUGUUAAGAAGGAGCUAGAGACGCUAGAAAAAUCCUUUGCCUUUGGUGCAAAUCUGGAUAUGGAUUUACUGGGGAUAGAAAUCGAUGACAAUACGCUGAUUCCUGGAUUAGCUGUUGCAUCUUCACGGGAACCUGGAGUAAUGGAAGCCGAGAUAGAGAGCUAUGGAACUGAACAUGUGCUUAAACGCAUCCUUAUAGAAUCCAGACCCGGCCCUCUUCGUUUUCCCAAGUCCGAGCCAUUCGGUCCUAAAAGCUCCCCUUGCCCAUUGCCACAAUGGUUAACCCAGGAAGACCUUAACUACAACCUUCAAAAAUUUCAACAGAAAGGCUUCACAGGACCAUUAAACUACUAUCGUGCCUUAGAUCUGAACUGGGAGCUUACAGCGCCAUGGACUGCGGUAAAAAUACGAGUACCAGUGAUAUUUGUAGUAGGGGAUAAAGAUCCCCUGUACACUACACCGGGGACGAAGGCAUAUGUGCAGGGUGGUAUGUUCAAAAAUGAUGUGCCAUUGCUUCAACAGAUUGUUGUGUUGGAAGGUGCACUGAAAUUGAAAUGUUUUUUUUUUGGUACUGAAAUUGUAAUUUGGCAGCAACAUAUCUUUCAUUUUGUUGCAAAGUGAGGCUUUAUUUAAGGAGU
Helianthus annuus (common sunflower) is the source of this 674-nucleotide messenger RNA. RefSeq names its product epoxide hydrolase A-like. Gene Ontology annotation, molecular function: hydrolase activity. The record is from RefSeq and is a predicted model, not a curated record. The coding region runs from base 1 to 657 and encodes 218 amino acids. NCBI's taxonomy places the organism in Eukaryota, Viridiplantae, Streptophyta, Magnoliopsida, Asterales, Asteraceae. The transcript is spliced from 4 exons.